GAUAAAAUAUGCAAUAAAAGUAAAGAUAUAGGAUAGAAGAAAAGGAAUGCACGCUGUGCUGAGAAUAUUGUACAAGAAGACCAUACCUGGAGAGUCAGCACGCAUGUCCCCAUCCAGGUCCACACGAUCUCAAGCUACCUCCUGUAUGAGUAGCCUCUGCUCCUGUUUGAACAAACACUGGUAAAUGUAAUAGGUGGUUUUGCAGAUGCCUCAGUGCAUUCAGGAACUAGGAAGUUGAGUAUAUUGUUAUAGCGGUAGUACAGGGCUCCAGAGUGCAACCUUUUAGAAGCAUUUUGUGACUAUUUUUGGACAUGGUGCUUGUCAAAUUUAUAACUAGGCACACUUGAACGACUUGCAAAUAUCCCCUUACCCCUGCCUUUUUUCCUUAAUAGCUGUAUACGCCGUAAACCUCUCAGUCAUUCAAUAUCCUGUUAACAUCUCAAUUGGCAAGAGCCCACAUGGAGGCAGUUUCGUAGAAUAAGAACAACACAGCAUAUAACUUUAUUUCCAAAAAGGAUUUUGAAAGUCUCAGCACACUGGCGUGUAAAAAAAUGGACCUAUAUUUGUGGUGCUGUAAUAUUAUUCAGCACAAUAAAUAUUUUUAAAAAAUGUCUAGUGCUGGAUGGAAAAAAAGUUAGUCUAGAGUCCUGUAGUAAACAACAUGCAAGUAAAAUUGUCCAUUGUUUGAAUACUAAUUUUGUGAUAAUUGUACCUUGUUUGAGCAAAUGAUGACCCUGUAAAGGCAACGGCUGCAGACAGAUGAAGGUUCCCCACUGAAAUGCUGUCCACAUGUGGCUGAAUCUUCCACCUCUUCACUAGAGAGCAUUGAGUGCAGGUUGCCUUUAUACUGACUAAAGUGCCUUGGAAGAACUGUUCAACGGUGCAUGUAUGGUUGCAGAACAAGCACUUCUUGAAAAGGUCAAGCAGGCAGUCUUCAUAGACAAUGUACUUUGUCAUCUGAUCAACAGCACACCUGGCAUCAGUCCCUCAAAUGCAAAUUCAAAGCAGAGUGUGCACCUUUGAUUCAUGAAGAUGAGGUGAAAAGGAGUGAGGAGAAGUUGGGGCAGAAGAGAACCAAAGAGUCCACAGAAGCUGCAAGAACCUGUUGCAGAUCUAUCAGGACCUCAGCUGUUUUUGUCAGACAGUGCUGCUGCAGCGUAAUACAGUGAACGUUGGAAUACGGACGUUCUACAGUUGAGAAAAUGUAGUGCCAAUGGAAAGGGCUUACUGACAGCAAGAAAAAAAGGACAAGUGCAUCUGGAAACGCCAAUAAAGACAACAACAAGUGAGGUAAAUGAACAUGGAUGUGAAGAAGACGAUGUUGUCUCUGGCCCGUUUGGUGCUGCCUGGCAUGGGAUUUGGAUUGACAUGCAUGGGGAUCUACUUGGUGUCCCUGCCGAACGAGCCCAAGUACACUUGGAGUAUCAUCCCUGCAUAUAUCAUGGUUGUGGUCGGCUUCCUUGUGACCCUCGUCGGGGUCUUCUGGACCAUCUGCCACAGCAUGAAGAGCAAGAUGUACCAGAGAGGAGGACACCAACAGCACAUCCAUGUUUACACCAUUGAGAGACCCAGCUCCUUCCCUCCAUCGUACGAGGAGUCCCAGAGCAGCCAUGUCUCUCUGGAUACAGUCCCUGAGUUUGUGGUCACAGUCGAGGGGGUGGAUGUGGUGAUGAGCCUGGCUCCUCCACUCUACACUCAAGACAGCUCAGAGGUCCCAGACUGCACGUGGAGCUGGGAGCAGCCUCCCAGUUACAGUCAGGUGGAGCAGGUGGAUGCAGAGGAGCAGAGGGAGGCUUUGUCUGGACACUGAAGGAAAACAUGAUUUUGACUACGUGGUUGAGAGAAAAGGGAGGAAUUCCGAUUGUAGAUGGACAUGACUAAGAAAGAAAGUUCCAGAAAAAUGGGAGAUGCCUCCAAAUGUGGUUGGAUCAUUCAGUGGUCAAAUAAUGGACCACAGAGACAUGUUGACAUCAGCUUUUUGCUGUGAAUCCAAACCUCUGAACUCUAAUGUGUGAGCUGACCCUAUGUCAGGCCUUCUUCAGCUUGAAGGUCUUCAUAGAGGUACAGUGUGUUGGGUUAAAUAGUGUUUUUUUUGUUGAGAGCAUGCAGAGAGCAGCACAUUUGAGUUACAAAACUGCUUGUUAGCAUGAUAUAGUAUUAAUCUGGUUGGAUGCAUGGACAUUUGGAUUGACAGAGAGCACUGUGUCACUUUUACUGUAGCUCCAGUUUCUGUACUGUUAUGUAUGUUCACAAGUAACAUUAAAUACCUCUGUGUGCACAGAUGUGAAUGUCCCUGUUUCAGGGUGAUUUGUCAUAUGA
This is a messenger RNA of Thunnus maccoyii (southern bluefin tuna), 2319 nucleotides long. Its product is annotated as transmembrane protein 252-like. The record is from RefSeq and is a predicted model, not a curated record. The coding region runs from base 1295 to 1810 and encodes 171 amino acids. The transcript has 5 exons. Lineage: Eukaryota; Metazoa; Chordata; Actinopteri; Scombriformes; Scombridae.